This is a messenger RNA of Brettanomyces nanus, 963 nucleotides long. Its product is annotated as ribose-phosphate pyrophosphokinase 1. Gene Ontology annotation, molecular function: ribose phosphate diphosphokinase activity; magnesium ion binding. Gene Ontology annotation, biological process: purine nucleotide biosynthetic process; ribonucleoside monophosphate biosynthetic process; regulation of cell size. The record is from RefSeq and is a predicted model, not a curated record. The transcript has a single exon. Gene Ontology annotation, cellular component: cytoplasm; ribose phosphate diphosphokinase complex. Bases 1 to 963 code for a protein of 320 amino acids. NCBI's taxonomy places the organism in Eukaryota, Fungi, Ascomycota, Pichiomycetes, Pichiales, Pichiaceae.
AUGUCGACCAACUCAAUCAAACUUUUAGCCAGUGAUAUUGACAGGCAUCUUGCGGAGCUUGUAGCCAAGCGCCUGGGACUCGCCCUUUCAUCAGUGUAUUUCAUAAGAGACUCUAAUAAAGAAAUCACUUUCUCUAUUGGAGAGUCUAUCAGAGAUGAAGACAUUUACAUUAUCAUGCAAAUAGGUUCUGGUCCUGUCAACGACAAAGUUCUUGAGUUACUCAUUAUGAUAAACGCUUGCAAAACUGCGUCUGCCAGAAGAAUCACUGCUGUACUACCCAACUUUCCAUACGCACGUCAAGAUCGUAAGGAUAAAAGCAGAGCUCCAAUCACUGCCAAGUUGAUGGCCGAUAUGUUGACGACUGCAGGAUGUGAUCAUGUGAUCACGAUGGAUUUGCAUGCUGCGCAAAUUCAGGGUUUCUUUGACAGUCCCGUCGAUAACUUGUAUGCAGAGCCUUCUGUCCUCAGAUAUAUCCGAGAGAACCUGGACGUUAAAAACGCUAUCAUGGUGUCACCAGAUGCCGGUGGUGCUAAAAGGGCCGCCGCUUUGGCCGAUAGAUUGGAUUUGAACUUUGCAUUGAUCCACAAGGAGAGAGCCAGAGCCAACGAGGUGAGUCGUAUGGUUCUUGUUGGUGAUGUUGCAAAUAAAGUGUGCAUCAUUGUCGAUGAUAUGGCUGAUACCUGCGGUACAUUGUCGAAGGCAGCCGAGGUGUUACUGGAUAAUGGGGCUCAUUCUGUCAUUGCUAUCGUGACUCACGGUAUCUUGAGUGGUAAAGCCAUCGAUAACAUUAAUAGCUCUAGGCUUUCCAAGGUCGUUUGUACCAACACUGUGCCAUUUGAAGACAAGAUGAAACUUUGCCCUAAGUUAGAUUCUAUAGACAUCUCUGGUGUCUUGGCUGAGGCCAUUAGAAGAUUACACAACGGUGAAAGUGUCUCCUUCCUAUUCAGAAACGCUCCUUACUAA